AUGAUUGGAAUGUUCUUAGACCUGCUCUUAGACCUGCUCUUAGACCUGCUCUUAGACCUGCUCUUAGACCUGUUCUUAGACCUGCUCUUAGACCUGCUCUUAGACCUGCUCUUAGACCUGCUCUUAGACCUGCUCUUAGACCUGCUCUUAGACCUGCUCUUAGACCUGCUCUUAGACCUGCUCUUAGACCUGCUCUUAGACCUGCUCUUAGACCUGCUCUUAGACCUGCUCUUAGACCUGCUCUUAGACCUGCUCUUAGACCUGCUCUUAGACCUGCUCUUAGACCUGCUCUUAGACCUGCUCUUAGACCUGCUCUUAGACCUGCUCUUAGACCUGCUCUUAGACCUGUUCUUAGACCUGCUCUUAGACCUGCUCUUAGACCUGCUCUUAGACCUGCUCUUAGACCUGCUCUUAGACCUGCUCUUAGACCUGCUCUUAGACCUGCUCUUAGACCUGCUCUUAGACCUGCUCUUAGACCUGCUCUUAGACCUGCUCUUAGACCUGCUCUUAGACCUGCUCUUAGACCUGCUCUUAGACCUGCUCUUAGACCUGCUCUUAGACCUGCUCUUAGACCUGCUCUUAGACCUGCUCUUAGACCUGCUCUUAGACCUGCUCUUAGACCUGCUCUUAGACCUGCUCUUAGACCUGCUCUUAGACCUGUUCUUAGACCUGCUCUUAGACCUGCUCUUAGACCUGUUCUUAGACCUGUUCUUAGACCUGUUCUUAGACCUGCUCUUAGACCUGUUCUUAUAUCUUCCGUGUGAGGACUGA
This is a messenger RNA of Knipowitschia caucasica, 771 nucleotides long. NCBI's taxonomy places the organism in Eukaryota, Metazoa, Chordata, Actinopteri, Gobiiformes, Gobiidae. The record is from the annotation of a GenBank genome assembly.